AACAAGCCAGCAUCUUAUCAGUAUAUAUAGAGGCACGAUGGAGCUAUUACACUACAUCUGAUUUAGAUUUCUACGUGCACAAGACGGUGAAUAAAAUUACACUUUCAGACCAGCUGUAAUUGGAAUAUGUCAAUUAUGAAGGUUCUUGGUCUACUUUUGCUCCAUGUGGCAUUAGUGACUCCAGGAACACAGAUAUGCCAAAACCCUGAUGAGAACUCCUACUCAAUCAUCACAUGUGGAGCUCCCGGGAAGAACGGUCUACCAGGCAUAAAUGGGGCAAAUGGAGCAAAAGGGGAAAAGGGAGAACCAGGAACUCCUGGAUUACAAGGAAUUGCCGGACCACCUGGAGCAAAAGGGGAAAGAGGAGCCAAUGGGGAGCAAGGACCGCAAGGACUGAAAGGGGAAAGAGGAGACAGCAUGGGUCCAGCUAUCGAAAAUCUUAAAUUGCAAAUAACCGCUCUGGAUUCACGGAUGAGAGAUCUGCAAACGAAGCUUGAGAAUCAGGAAAAAGUAGUUGCAAAAGAGAUUUCUAGAAGCAGCAGAAAAAACUAUGUUUUGAAUAGUUUAGAAGUCACUUACAACGAGGCCAAAACCAUCUGUGGCAAUGGCGGAGGUCAGUUGGCUGUACCCCGGACCCCCGAAGAAAACGAAGCCAUUUUCUCCCUCCGCAAAAAGGUUCAAAUGCACACAUUCAUAGGUAUAAACGACAUGCUAAGGGAGGGUGAAUUUAGAGAUCCGUCUGGACAAGUCAUUAGAUACUUCAACUGGUCCCCAAACGAACCCAACAACCUUCAUAACAAUGAGAACUGCGUGGAAAUGUGGUAUGAUGGAAGGUGGAAUGAUGAGAAUUGCGCAAGCAAACGUUUUUUCAUUUGUGAGUUUUAAUUUAGUGCAAAUAAGUCAAUUCUUUGAAUUCAUGCACCUCUUUUAUCCUUCAAAUUCUCCUUUUUAUAAUUUUUCAAAAGCCAAACUUUUAGAAGCUACAUUCCUUUUUUCUCUUGCGUGACUCCAAGCAUCAAAGUGGUUGUAAAUCCUUACAUUAACCCAGUGAAGUAACGGGCCUCAGAUGAUACACAGAGAUUAAACAAAUCUUACUACUUAAGUUGCACCUGUUCUCUACAGACCUUCAAAGUGCAGAAUUUAUGCAGCUUGACUGAGCUUUCAGAAAGCAGGGGGGGGGAGAGAGGGAAGAAGAAGGCAUCACACACACACUGCAGAGCUCAGUGAGGGGAUCGCUGAGAGCUGAUUGGAGGGAAGAGACACCCCUCCCCCCUUCACACAGCACACAUAAUCAGAGCUGAGGAUGUCAAUCACAGGCACUUGAUGUCAGAAAGACUUUUCAGAAGUGACUCAUACACAUAGCAGAGGAAUGAAGCAGCAGACAGAAAUUACACUUAGUGCUCUGAACUGAGAUACACACAGACUAUAGAGGGAUCAGCACUGUCUGAAGAUCGUGAAGGGAUUUCUUCUGUUCUCCAUUUAUGAACUUCAUUUACGUUCACACAAUCAGUUUAU
Molecule: messenger RNA, 1515 nt
Organism: Rana temporaria (common frog)
Lineage: Eukaryota; Metazoa; Chordata; Amphibia; Anura; Ranidae
Product: collectin-46-like
Exons: 6
Coding region: 127-885 (252 amino acids)
Source: RefSeq, a predicted model, not a curated record